AAUGACGGCUUAACUGUCUUGUUCAGGGGCAGAACAACAGAUUUUUACCUUGUCAGCUGGCCCAACGCUCUAACCACUAGGCUACCCUGCCGCUCCAUGUUACUGGCGAUCGGAAGUAUUUGGAGCGAGAGAUGCAGGUUGAAGUGGAGGUUGAAGUGGAGGUUGAAGGGUAGGUUGAAGGGUAGUGCAGGUGUUGUAUGCUGAGGCAGUGAAGAAAGUAGAGGAGGAUGGGUCAAGGGUGAGGGAUCCUGAGAGGAUCCCUGUGAGUAGUAGAUCUGUGCCAGCACAGAGGGAUAGGCCAACGAGUGAUAUAUGUUUCAGUAAGGUUGGCUUCUAAAGAGUUCAUAGAAAUGGUUAUCAACUGUACCACAGAAAUGCAAUGUAAAUCACAGAAAAUAGAUGUUGUGGUGGAAGCUGCAGAGAACUAUUUUGGUAUAUGAGAUUUGACUUCAGAAGGGUUACAGGGUGUGUUGAGUGGUGGUGUCCCGUCCUUCCAGGUCGGUGGCACCGUGCAUGAGCAGAUAGGUUCAAAGUAGUGGAAUGGGGUAGUGGGUUUUUAAUGAGUGUAGGUGGCAGCUGCAGUGAAUUACCUGGGUGUAUAAGAUUUUACUGCAGAACAGUUUAUGGGGUGGUGAUUGUUAUGAAAUAGUGUUAUAUAGGUGUAGGGUUAGUUUGUGGUGUAUUUUUUCUCUCCUUUUUAGGAACAGGAAUAAUGAAGAGAAUUUAAUGUAGAUAGGCCGUGACUGGCCUUCCGCUUUAAUGUAGUAGGUGGUGGUGUGUGCACCUUUAAAUCGGAUGUGAUCCGCCAACCCCAAUGAAGAAGAAGUUCACUAUUGUGGCUAGCUUCACACAGGUGGAAGAACGGACCAUGAAAAGAUAGAUAUGUUAUAGUCGUGGAAAAUCUGAACUAUUUAUAUUUUCUAAAAUGAAAUAGAUCAAAGUAAUAGAAUACGUGUAAAAGAUUGCGAAUCUAGAAUUGUAUUUAAACAUUUACAAACUUGACAAGAACCAACAAACCAAACCAAACGGUCGAGUCUGGUCGAAGUUAGCUUGUUCGGCUAAUCAGUUAGCUAGCUAAUCAACUAUCAAGAAAAACGGCUAAACUCCAAACAAAAACAAAAAAAUGAUCGUUUAAACAUCAAAUAGUUUCCUUUUAGGAAUUAACUUUUGAGCUACGGAUGAAAAAAAAAAAAGUGUAAGAAAAUCCCAACUCGUGAAGAAACACAACAGCUAACAGCUACAACUGUAAUGUUGUUGGGGCAACGGGGACUGGUUCUCCGCUGUGGCAACCCGUCGGUGUUUCGACGCUGGACACCUUGGGUUCAGUGGCGACUCGGGGCUUUCUUUUUCCUGCUGUUGCUGGAAGGGAUCUUGUGUCUCGCCAACCCCAGCAUUAGCACUGUCUCUGCUCUGGACAUCAACAACCACCCCAGUGUCAACGUCUACAUGAGUGAGGAGGAGGUCAGCAAGCUUUUGGGUCUAGAUGCAGAGCUGUACUACGUGAGGGAUGACGUGGUAAACCACUAUGCGCUCUCCUUCAUCCUGCCUGUACCCAGCGAGACCAACAGCCUGCACUUCACCUGGCGCUCCAAGGAUAAGGUUGAUUACAGGAUGGGUUUCCAUGUAGACAAACCUGCAGCUAUGAACCAACCACAGAGCAACAUCUCUGCCCAGGGGGAGGUGCCUCGCACAGCCUCAGUGUUCAGAGUGGACAUGUUCUGCUCAGGGAAGGUAGAUGGAGAGGCGGUCCUGACGGUACAGCUCAACCUCACCAGCCACUCGAACAACUUCACAGUCCUCAACUUCAAGAGGAGGAAAAUGUGUUACAAACGAAUUGAUUCUGAUCCGAAGAUUACACCGGUCUCCAACAACAAGACCAUUCAGAGGCCAGAGAAUGGAGUGUCCAUUCCUACCACCUCUACCAGGGUGUUCUAUAUCAGUGUUGGGGUGUGCUGUGCUGUCAUCUUCCUGGUGGCCAUUGUCUUGGCUGUUAUGCAUCUACACAGUAUGAAGAGAGUAGAACUGGACAACAGUGUUUCAGACAGUGGCAGUUCCCAGGGCCUGUCCCAGCCGUCUACCCAGACCACCCAGUACCUGAGAGCUGACACACCCAACAACGCCAGUGCUGUCACCAACCAUCACCCUGGCACUGCACCCGUUCUCCAGCUUGCUGCCGCCACCUUCCCAAACCCUGAAGCCCCCGUCCAUGAAACCAGAAGCUACCCGUCACUGCGUAUUGAGAAGAACGACCUGAGAAGCGUUAGUCUGCUUGAAGCCAAAGCCAAGGUCAAAGACAUCUCCAUCUCCAGACUGAGAGUCACUCUACGGGACGUCCUGCACGAAGGAACAUUUGGCCGCAUCUUCCACGGUGUUCUGUUGGACGAAAAGGACCCGGCCAAGGAGAAAUGUUGCUUUGUGAAGACAGUGAAAGACCAUGCCUCUGAGGUGCAGGUGACCAUGAUGCUGACCGAAAGCUGUAAACUACGAGGACUUCAUCACAGGAACCUGCUCCCAAUCAGUCAUGUGUGUACAGAGGAAGGAGAGAAGCCUAUGGUACUACUGCCCUAUAUGAACUGGGGUAACCUCAAACUGUUCCUGAGACAGUGCAAGCUGGCCGAAGCCAACAACCCACAGGCAGUCUCUCAGCAGGACUUGGUCCACAUGGCGAUCCAGAUCGCAUGUGGGAUGAGCUACCUGGCCAGGAGAGAGGUCAUCCACAAAGACCUGGCCGCCAGGAACUGUGUUAUUGACGACAGCAUGCAGGUGAAGAUCUGUGACAACGCCCUGUCCAGAGACCUGUUCCCUAUGGACUACCACUGUCUGGGAGACAACGAGAACAGGCCGGUCCGCUGGAUGGCCCUGGAGAGCCUGCUCAACCAUGACUUCUCUAGUGCUAGUGAUGUGUGGGCGUUUGGCGUGACCCUGUGGGAGUUGAUGACCUUGGGACAGACGCCCUAUGUGGACAUCGACCCCUUCGAGAUGGCAGCCUAUCUGAAGGACGGAUAUAGAAUAGCACAGCCAAUCAACUGUCCUGAUGAACUGUUUGCAGUGAUGGCCUGUUGCUGGGCCCUGGAUCCAGAGGAGAGACCUAAGUUCCAGCAGCUGGUCCAGUGUCUGACUGAGUUUCAUGCAGCGUUGGGGGCCUACGUGUAAAAUCUAGCCCCAGGCUUCUGUACGGACCAGGCCCGAAGGACCAGCAGGCCCAGGAGUUACUGGACAGCACUAAUCACAACGAGGAAUACAUUUACAAACCUUUAUGCAGAAAAGAAAGAAGACUUUCAUUAUUAUGAGAAUUUAUUUUCAGAGUGAGGUUUCUAUAAUUUGUGCUUCAAAUGGAUACUCUGAGGUCGUCAUAUUUCCCAGCAUACCUCACAAGCUUCCAGAACAGACCUAUACCCUCACUAUGAAACGUGGACCCACAAGGACGUCACCUCUUUUGGAAGAACCUAAGAAGCGUAUAUGUGCCAACAAGCUGUACCCUCACCCAACAAGCUGUACCCUCACCCAACAAGCUGUACCCUCACCCAACAAGCUGUACCCUCACCCAACAAGCUGUACCCUCACCCAACAAGCUGUACCCUCACCCAACAAGCUGUACCCUCACCCAACAAGCUGUACCCUCACCCAACAAGCUGUACCCUCACCCUCAGCUGUACCCUCACCCAACAAGCUGUACCCUCACCCAACAAGCUGUACCCUCACCCAACAAGCUGUACCCUCACCCAACAAGCUGUACCCUCACCCUCAGCUGUCGCCACCAUUUUCCUAACAACUACACUUUUGAGGACUUGCUUGUAAAGACAUUUUUUUCCUGUUUGUUUUUUUUUUUUAUCUAAGAAAAGAGAUGUACAUUUAUUGUUGUAGAUCUGUGGUUUUCAGUGAGCGGAUGAGUCCGCAGUAGACCAGUGAGCGGAUGAGUCCACAGUAGACCAGUGAGCGGAUGAGUCCACAGUAGACCAGUGAGCGGAUGAGUCCACAGUAGACCAGUGAGCGGAUGAGUCCACAGUAGACCAGUGAGCGGAUGAGUCCACAGUAGACCAGUGAGCGGAUGAGUCCACAGUAGACCAGUGGCUUCAUGUAUAGUAGUAAGGAAUUCACAUCUUCGCCUAGUACACUACGUAGGGAUUUUGUGCCACAGAUGGGGCUUCUUCUGUGUACUUAAAGACAUGCUGGUUCACUCUGUCAUGGUACGAUAAACUCAAGGUUUGUACGAGAGGCCUCUUGGCGGGGGGGGGGGGGGGUCAAAGGCCUAAGCAGCUCUGCUGGAUGUUAUAUUGGACAAUGACAUGUGGAAUGUCUCUAGUUCAACAGAUCUCUACUGAAGGACCUAUUGAACAUUGUGCCACACGUUACUUUUCCUUUUUCCUUAGGAGACGUGCCAAUGGAGCGUUAGCAUAGCUGAGGACGUUGUUGUUGUCGUCACAUCCUAUGAUCUCCUCAGCAUCCAUUUACCCAGUAGUGUGCACCAGACUGGAUGAUAUAGGCCUGUUACAGGACACUACACACCCAGAUGGGAAAAUGAUUGGUUUUUGAGUUGUUUCCAAUCAUUGGGUUUCUUCCCGUUGUACCCCUUUUGAAAAUCCCAACGAUCAAGUUCACGAUCAGUCAUUUCCCCCAGAUAUUUAUCUAACAGGGUUGUCGUCAUGAAUAAUAUUCUUGUGUUUUUUAACUUUUUGACUGUUCUGUGUCAGAACAAAACCCAGCUACCAACCACACACGUUGUUUUGACAAUGACAAAGUAAGAAUUUAUACUAGAACACUAUCCACACGUGCCAAUCUGACGACGACAUGGCUAGCUCUGGUCCGAGGCGCUACGUGCUGCUUGCUCAUGCUGAGCCUUCAGCAAGCAGCACGUAAUGACCUGGACCAGAGCUAGCAACAUGGCCUCGUAGUAGACCUGUAGGAUGUCUACAGGGAUCACUGCAUGUUGAAUUUUAAAGUGUGUUCCAUCUCUAAACUGAAUUCACACACAACAAAAACAUUAAACUAAUUUGUUCUGA
Messenger RNA from Oncorhynchus nerka (sockeye salmon), 5000 nucleotides. It is a transcript of the gene ryk, whose product is annotated as receptor like tyrosine kinase. Gene Ontology annotation, cellular component: plasma membrane; signaling receptor complex. NCBI's taxonomy places the organism in Eukaryota, Metazoa, Chordata, Actinopteri, Salmoniformes, Salmonidae. The record is from RefSeq and is a predicted model, not a curated record. Gene Ontology annotation, molecular function: protein kinase activity; ATP binding. Bases 1249 to 3153 code for a protein of 634 amino acids. Gene Ontology annotation, biological process: protein phosphorylation; multicellular organism development; positive regulation of kinase activity. The transcript has 16 exons.